AUGUCCGAUUCUGAAGAAAUCGCAUCCUGUCCGCCCCGAGAAACGUUCACCCUUAGACAACGUUUCCUCGUCGCGCUCGUGGUCGAGGCUGGUUUAUACGGAUUCCACAUCAUCGCGUUCUUCGCAUGCCUCCACAGUCUCCUCAUCGUCCCCCUCUUCGGAUCGGCGAGUCGCUCUACUACUACUAGGGAAGGUGUCGGCGGCAUCACACGGAAGGCACUGGCAGAGCUGAACGCCAAGAUGAUACUCGCAGCCUUGGUGAUGUGCACCAUUGGCUCGAUGGACCUUGCUGCGUCGCUUCGGACCUGUCUGCAACUUCUCACUUCACGGACAUUAGUGUUCGACUGGGCGACCUAUGUCAUCUCAGUGUUUACGGAUAUUCAGAUUUGGAUUGGGGAUAGCAUCCUUCUCUAUCGGCUAUGGAUGAUCUUUGAGAAAAGGUGGAAAGUUGUUGCUUUCCCUCUUAUCUUUAUGGUUUGGGUACACAGGUGGGUGGCAGUGGCAUGUGAAGGUCAAAUUGUUGGCGAGUUUUAA
Coprinopsis cinerea okayama7#130 is the source of this 534-nucleotide messenger RNA. RefSeq lists its product as hypothetical. The transcript is spliced from 3 exons. NCBI's taxonomy places the organism in Eukaryota, Fungi, Basidiomycota, Agaricomycetes, Agaricales, Psathyrellaceae. The record is from RefSeq and is a predicted model, not a curated record. Bases 1 to 534 code for a protein of 177 amino acids.